GAGGGUAAGUACGCAAUAUACAAAAACCUAAAAGUGCGGGUUAAGUGCACGCACGGUCUGAGAGACUGAGACGAUCGAACCAGAGAUCAUUUACAUUUGUCCUAAAUCGACCAGCAAUCAAGCAACGGACGAGAAACGAAAAUAGUACUCAGGAGAGGGGAGUUAAGAGAGACGGUGCAAAAGUCUCAAACAAGUCUGCCAUUUUCACAUUCCGGCAAUCUCCACAAGCGUUUGCUCUAUUUCAAUUUCUAUCGGUUAAAAGUCUAUUCUUUUUUGUUUGUCUGUGUUCAUUCCAGAGCUUCAUUGGCUCUUCUGGUGAUACAAUUUCCUUGUGUGUUUGUUUGUUCUGUAAAUUUUAGAAGAAUAAGUUUCAGUUCUGUCUCCUGGAGCGGCUAAUUUUUAAGGGGUUUGUGAAUUUGGAGUGAUUGAGUUUCUUCUUACCCUAAAUCUACUCAUCCUCCUGUUACUCUCCACCACCUGCUCAGGUUCAUCAGCAUCGCCAAGUUUGAGAAAUCAGCAGGUGACUUUAGUGGGAAAAGGUUAACACUGGAAGCUAUAUAGGGACACAAAAAUUGAUAGGGAGGGUCAGAAACUAUAACGACACAAAGGCUGAGACUAAGGAUGGGCAUGCUCACUUGGCUUGGAAAGAGUAGAAGGAUUAACAUAGAGGGAAGAGAGGUGAAGGUUCAAACGCAAAUGUGGAUCUGUGUGUUGCAUCCCGUGAUAAGGAUAGAAAUGACCGCAGAGGAUCAAUGUUUGCUGAUAGUGUGUCAUGAGCGAACCAAAAGAGACUGGAAGCGAAGAAAAAUAAACCGAUAGGUGGGAAACGAGAGAGAGGGUGGAGCAGAACGAUGGAGAAAGAAAGAAGGAGAAGAAAAAAAGAUCAUAUUAAAAGAGAGCUAGAGACUGAUGCUGAAGAGGUCUCACAGAACGAGAAAGAGCUCGGUGAAGCAUCUGCCAAAACCUGCACAAGAGGAAUAUGUGACAGCCCACAAACCACGACCGUGUCCGUUCACGGAGUCAGGACAACUACGAAGGGUACAAGGUAAUCAUUCGUUACUAUGUCUUCGAGAAAGGAUCGAUUUGCACUGCUUGGUGAACAAUAGUGAAAGAAAAAUAAUCGGUUAAACUGGCAUUCGUUUUUAUAUGUGCAUUGAUGAUGGUCAUCUGCGACACACUUGUACUUGAUAAUUAAUCUAUGAGGCGAAUCAGAGGUUCCGGUUGUUGUUUACAACGUUGGGGAAUGUAUGCAAGAACUGAUUAAAUUGUGGAAGGAAUAUGAAUCUUCUCAGCCUGACAAAAGUGGUGAGUUCGCAAGUAAUGGCCCCACUCUUGAAGUUCAGAUUCCAGCUGAGUAUGUUACUGCUACUAACCGCCGAGUAAGAGGUGGCCAGCUAUGGGGAACAGACAUAUACACAGAUGAUUCAGAUCUUGUUGCUGUUCUCAUGCAUACAGGUUAUUGUCGUCCUACAUCUUCCCCUCCUCCACCGACAUUGCAAGAGUUGCGUGCUACCAUUAGAGUCUUGCCGUCACAAGAUUACUAUACCUCCAAGCUAAGGAACAAUGUCCGCUCUCGAUCAUGGGGAGCUGGAAUCGGAUGCAGUUACAAAGUUGAGCGGUGCUAUAUACUUAAGAAAGGAGGUGGAACUAUAGAACUGGAACCCUCUCUUACACACUCCUCAGAGCCAACACUUGCACCAAUGGCUGUUGAUAAGUCUAUGACCACCAGAGCUGCAGCUUCGAAUGGUCAGCGGCAACAAAGGUUUGUUCGAGAAGUAACAAUACAAUACAACCUCUGCAAUGAACCUUGGAUCAAAUAUAGCAUAAGCGCUGUGGCCGAUAAGGGUCUGAAAAAGCCUCUUUUCACCUCUGCUCGCUUGAAGAAAGGAGAAGUUUUGUACCUUGAAACACAUUCAUCCAGGUAUGAGCUCUGUUUCGCUGGAGAGAAGACUAUGAAAGAAUUCCAAGCCUCCCAACAACAACACUCAUCAUCCGAAGAAGCUAAGGAGAUGGAUAACAAUAACAACUCUGUCAUGUUUUCCUUAAACGUUUUCCGUUGGUUACGAUGGAGGAAACCUCUCCCUCAUGUGACAACAGACGGUGAAAAAACAGAUACAGAUUCAGACAACAGUGUAAUUGAUGUUUUCCGUUGGUCACGAUGUAAGAAACCUCUCCCGCAGAAGCUUAUGCGGGAUAUCGGGUUUCCACUCCCACCAGAUCACGUCGAGGUGUUGGAGGAGAAUCUGGAUUGGGAAGAUGUACAAUGGUCACAGACUGGUGUUUGGAUUGCUGGGAAAGAGUACACACUUGCUCGUGUUCAUUUCUUGGCUCCCAGCUGAAGAGAAAAUAAAAAGCUUUUCAUGUCUUUAUCUGAUCUAUUGUUAGAGAUUAUAGUUUCUUUUGAGUCUCUUCUUGUGUUCUUGUUCUUUUCUUUUGUAAACUUUAUGCAAAAAUGGUUUGAUUGUUAAUUUAGUAAAGAUUAUAGAUAAUCAAUCCCCUUUGGAUUUUUC
Molecule: messenger RNA, 2510 nt
Organism: Brassica rapa (field mustard)
Lineage: Eukaryota; Viridiplantae; Streptophyta; Magnoliopsida; Brassicales; Brassicaceae
Source: RefSeq, a predicted model, not a curated record